AUGCUGACCAAAGACGAGGCCUCCCCUCUCCCUCUACUUUCUCUCCUCAGACUUUCUUCUUCCCUUUCCCUUCACUUGCGAGAAAAGGAAACGCCAAAAUUCCUUCUUCCUCUCCAAGAUUUCUCUCUUCCUCGGCAACUUUUUGAGUUUUCGAGAAAACUCAGAUUUUCUGAGCAUCUUCUCUGCUGAGACUACUGGUCGUUCCACGUGCUGUUUCCAUGGCAGGCCGUUACGAUAAAAACCCUUUCGACGAAGAAGAAGUGAAUCCCUUCGCUAAAUCUGACACAAACUCAAGGCUUUCGCCUCUUCCUCCUGAACCUGCUGGUUUCAACUAUGGCCAUGAUGCAACAAUUGAUAUACCUAUUGACACAUCGUCGGGGGGACGGAAUUUUAAGGAUUUGCAAAGGAAAGAGAAGGAACUCCAAGCUAAGGAGGCUGAAUUGAGAAGGCGGGAGCAGGAAGUAAAACGGAAAGAAGAUGCUGCUGCACGAGCUGGAAUUGUUCUUGAAGAGAAGAAUUGGCCUCCUUUUUGUCCGAUUAUCCAUCAUGAUAUUGCAAAUGAAGUACCAAUUCAUCUACAAAAAUUGCAGUAUACUGCAUUUUCAACAUUCUUAGGAUUGGUUCUGUGCCUUACUUGGAACAUUAUUGCUGUCACUACGGCAUGGAUUCAGGGAGAAGGGGUAAAAAUUUGGUUCCUAGCCAUUAUCUAUUUCAUAGCAGGGGUUCCAGGAGCCUAUGUGUUGUGGUAUCGGCCUCUUUAUCGUGCUUUUAGGAAAGACAGUGCCAUGAACUUUGGAUGGUUUUUCAUGUUUUAUAUGGUCCACAUUGGCUUCUGCAUAGUAGCUGCGGUUGCUCCACCUAUAUUUUUCAAAGGAAAAUCUUUCACAGGCAUUCUGUCUGCAAUAGACGUUGUGGGCAACCAUCCCUUGGCUGGGAUCUUCUACUUCGUUGGAUUUGGAAUAUUCUGUCUUGAAAUAGUAGUCAGCAUCUGGGUUAUUCAGCAAGUUUACAUGUAUUUCCGAGGCAGUGGUAGAGCUAGUCAGAUGAGGCAAGAGGCUGCAAGAGGAGCUGUGAGGGCAGCAUUUUGACACCACCCGUGGCAAAAAGCAAAAGAUGUAUGGACUGUAGAUUACAUAUGCCCUUAGCACAGAAAAUGAGGAUAGAGAUAGAAUGGCUUGAGUUUGCUUGUGUUUUAUAGCUUCCUUUGAGGGCUACCUUUAUUUGUUGUUCAUGUGGUUUAUUGGAGUUGGUUGGUUGGAGGAUUAUGGUAAACAUGAUACACCCAUUUCUGUAUAUGAAUUGAUCCUAUAUGGUUUUAUUUCA
Corylus avellana is the source of this 1323-nucleotide messenger RNA. Lineage: Eukaryota; Viridiplantae; Streptophyta; Magnoliopsida; Fagales; Betulaceae. The record is from RefSeq and is a predicted model, not a curated record.